GAUUAGCAGUGUGUGUAAAAGUAUGUAAAACCUUCAUCUUUGCAUGCUUCACCUACUAUCAUCUACACACGAGAAAAGAAAACCCAAAACCCUUUACAAAAAUGGAGGAAAACCAAAAUCAUAAAUCUUUUAUUUUAUUUUCCUUUUUUUGAAAUUUCACCAUCCCAACCCAACCCCCUUUUUUUUUCAUUUCACCAUAAUUAUCAUUACGACUUUUGGUUUCUCAGAUCUAAAAAGCGCUAAUCACUACUGGCUUUUCAUUGCUUCCUCCUCUCCUUGAUCGGGUAUUUCGAAUCUUCAAUUUCUGUCUUGUUAUAUGCUGUUUUCUGCAAUCUGUUGUUGUUAGUAUUCCUUUUUAUUGGUUGUUGUGUAUCUGAGUGGUGAGAAGAGAGAGAAAGAGUAGUGAGAAAAAAAGACAUGAAGGAUGCUGACGAAUUAGACAUGUUAUUGGGCGAGAUCCCUCAUGCAACAGCACCGUUUAAUCUUCAGGAAAUGCUUCACAAUGUCACCAAUCAUCACAAUAAUCUCGUUGAUCACGGUUAUGGUCAUGCAUCAUGUGUGACGAGUCUUCAUAAUAAUACUAUUAAUACUCCUCUUGGAAAUGAUGAAUCCUCCCCUGUCAGCGCUUUCUCCGGUUACUCCUCUAGCUUAUCACAUUCAGAUAUUGGAUCAUUAUCCCCUCCCCAAUUCGACGAUUUCAACAUUUCUGGGGGUGGAUUCUGUGUGGAUUUGAAAAAGGGAAACGAGGGCAGUCUAGUUGAUUGUUUCAAUUUAUAUCGGAACUUUGGUAGAAUGUGUGUUAGAGAUGAGCUAGAGGGGGCGUCUGCACCGCCGUACCGUGUCCAGUAUCGUGAUCAAUCGCCUAAUGGGAGUAGCCGGAGUUUUGACAAGUAUGGAGCUUCUGAUAAUUAUAGGACUAGUUUUAACGUCUCUGUUCCAAGGAAGGGUGUCAGCUUCGAAGGGGAGGCUGCUUCUGGAAUGGUGGAAAUGCCGUAUGAUCAGAGGAUGGCGAAUUUGUUGGGAUCACGGUGUUCCCCUAGUCAAUCUGAUAGAAUGUUUAGUUGGUCGGAUUUUGGUAGCAUUGCUUCAGGUCCUCAGUUUCAUAGGCAUAAUGGUUUGGCUAACAACAGUUUCCCAAUGGGAUUCGUGGUGCCUAAUGCAUCGCCUUCUUUAGAUAAUCCGUUAGUUGGAAAUUCAUUGUUACAUCCUUCGCAAAGCAGGAAGACCGUGAUUCAAGCUAGUGAUUCUUUUUAUCCAUCUAACAUGGCCCAUAUGGCGCAGCUGUCGCCACGUUAUAAUGAAGAGAGUUUGAUUCAUUACCAGCACACGCCACCUAAUGGAAGAAACAAGGUGCCUCUGCAUGUCAUAGUGCCUCGAGGGAGUGUUGAGCCCUUUGGCAGGGAAGAUAGUUUAAUCAUUCAGGGGGAAGGGGUCAAUUACGAGAUUACCAGGCACGCACAUCUGGGGGAGCACAACACCAAGAGUUUCCAUCAUGGGAUUGGUGCGUGGAAGACUCACGAGAGGAGGUCACAGCUGGAUGACCAUCUCCAUACUGCUGCAAUGCAAAAUGGCUGCCAGAGCCCCAAGAUGCAUUUCCCUUUCAGCCGACCAACAAAGUUUAGCUCUCUUGCUGAAGCACAAGGAUACAUCUAUCACAUAGCAAAGGAUCAACAAGGUUGUCGAUUCUUGCAGAGGAUGUUUGAUGACGGAACUUCUGUGGACGUACAGAUUAUAUUCGAUGAGAUAAUUGAUCAUGCAGUUGAAUUGAUGAUGAACCCUUUUGGAAAUUAUCUCAUGCAAAAAUUGUUGGAAGUGUGCAAUGAAGAGCAACGAAUGCACAUACUAUUUAGGGUGACUGAGGAGCCUGGGGAGCUAGUUAGGAUCUCUUUAAAUACACACGGCACUCGUGUGGUCCAGAAGUUGAUUGAAACUCUCAAGACAAAGCAACAAAUUUCCCUAGUUAUUUCAGCACUGGAAUCUGGAUUUCUAGCUCUGAUUAAAGAUUUAAAUGGUAAUCAUGUUAUCCAGAGGUGCUUGCAAUGCUUCCCAGGUGAAGAUAGUAAGUUCAUUUUUGUUGCCGCUGCAAAGUACUGUGUUGAUAUUGCAACACAUCAGCAUGGAUGCUGUGUUCUACAACGGUGCAUCAGCCAUUCUACUGGGGAGCAUCAGGAAAAUUUGGUUGCAGAGAUUUCAGCCAAUGGACUUCUGCUUGCAGAAGAUGCAUUUGGAAAUUAUGUAAUUCAGUUUAUUUUGGAGCUGAAAAUCCCAUCUGCCACAUCCAAAUUGACAUCUCAGUUUGAGGGAAACUACGUGCACCUGUCUUCACAAAAGUUCAGCAGCCACGUUGUUGAAAAGUGUCUUUUGGUAUGUAAUGAGGAAACCCGGACAAAUAUCAUCCACGAAUUGCUCUCUGCUCCUUACUUCGAUCAGUUGCUUCAGGAUCCACAUGCAAACUACGUUGUCCAAAGAGCUCUGCGUGUUUCUGAGGGACCCCUCCACAAUUCCUUGGUUGACGCUAUUGAAUCUUACAAGACAGUGUCGCGUAACAGUCCCUACUCAAAGAGGAUUUUCUCUCAAAAGCUUUUGAGGAGGUGAUGUACAAUCUUAGUUUCUGGUAAGUAAAUGUUGUUGUUAGGGUGGAUCUAUAAAUGGAAAGUCGUGGUUGAUCCGUUCCAUAUUAUAUACACCUUUUGUGUUUUGUGGCAAUAUUUGCAUAUUCCAAUAUCAUAGCAUCCAGCUCCUAAGAAGAGUUUAGAGAUGGAGAAGCAUGUGACUCAUAACUUUCUACUAUCUCCUAGCUCUCAGUUGCAAUGGCAAUGUACUCCUAUUUUGUUGUCCAUGUACCUUGACAACAUCUAUUGUUUCCUUGAACGCCGAAUUUUAAUUAAUAGAUGUUUCACUCUUGCAAAGAAUAUGAAUGUUA
This is a messenger RNA of Salvia hispanica, 2923 nucleotides long. RefSeq lists its product as uncharacterized. Gene Ontology annotation, molecular function: mRNA binding. Gene Ontology annotation, biological process: post-transcriptional regulation of gene expression. Gene Ontology annotation, cellular component: cytoplasm. The record is from RefSeq and is a predicted model, not a curated record. NCBI's taxonomy places the organism in Eukaryota, Viridiplantae, Streptophyta, Magnoliopsida, Lamiales, Lamiaceae.